AUGAGGACACGCAGGGCACAGCAGAGCAGGCAGGAGCAGGAGACUUCCCAGAACCAGGAUCCUCUGGUGAUCUCCGUUAGCAACGAUGCCCGCUGGGAAUCCGGCCAGCAGGAAGCCGCCAACCCUGAGUUAUUUGAGCGCUCAUUGUUUCGUGUUUCUGCCACGGAGCUCCGCCACCGGGAGAGCCGGGACCCAGGUCCAGCAGAGAGCGCGAUGAGGGAUUGUGGAGGUCGGGCUGAUGAGGGAACGGAGGCGAGGGCAGGAACAGGAACAGGAGGAAUGGUGGAGACGGGGCACGGAGGUGAAGAGCUGGGAAAUGAAGGUUUAUGGGGGGGCUCGGAGGCUCCUGGAUGGCUGGCGUCAGCCCCGCGCUCCGGGGGCUGUGAGGUCCAGGGCAGCCACGCUAGUGCUCUCCAGAGACGGGGCUGUGGGGCUUGGCUUUGGGAAGGGCUGAGUGACUGCGUGGGAGUAGUAAAAGCAUCAGUGCACCCCCACAGCACUCCCUACUGUCCCCAGUGCCAGCAGGUGAUUAGAGACGCACAGAUAGAAUUAGAGGUGGGAUGGUGUCGCUGUGCCCCCCCGGGAUGUGGCUACAUCCACCACACCCCCCUGCCCCAGCAUGGCAAGACAUGUCAGUCUUUUAAUGACAUAGAAGAGGAUAAAAACAUCUUUGACUACUGCAGAGAAAAUAACAUCGACCAUAUCAGCAAGGCCAUCAACUCCCAGAAGGUGGAUGUCAAUACUAAAGACGAGGAGGGCCGCGCUCUCCUGCACUGGGCCUGUGACAGAGGGCACAAGGAGCUGGUGUCUGUUUUACUGCAGCACAAAGCAGACAUCAACAGUCAGGUACCUAUAGCCACGGGCUCCAGUUUGAAUCGUCACGAAUACCUGAAAACGCGUUCAGCCCUCCUGGUGCUGCAACUCAUGGUCUCUGAAGUGCUGCCCCUGAGAGUCAGAGAGACGCACAACAAUAGGAUCACUCUGAGCCGGGCCCAGCCGGAGAGGGCAGACGGGAAAGGAAAGAGAGGAGGGACGGAGAGGGGAAGGGGCUGA
This is a messenger RNA of Menidia menidia (Atlantic silverside), 1053 nucleotides long. The record is from the annotation of a GenBank genome assembly. NCBI's taxonomy places the organism in Eukaryota, Metazoa, Chordata, Actinopteri, Atheriniformes, Atherinopsidae.